Molecule: messenger RNA, 6679 nt
Organism: Lobosporangium transversale
Lineage: Eukaryota; Fungi; Mortierellomycota; Mortierellomycetes; Mortierellales; Mortierellaceae
Exons: 6
Coding region: 110-6613 (2167 amino acids)
Biological process (GO): regulatory ncRNA-mediated heterochromatin formation
Cellular component (GO): nuclear RNA-directed RNA polymerase complex; nucleus
Molecular function (GO): zinc ion binding; helicase activity
Source: RefSeq, a predicted model, not a curated record
UUUCUUUCUCUUUUUCUUCUUUACAUCCACCUCAUAACAUUCGCUCAAAAGCGCCAUAAAAACAACAAAACAUAUUCGUACGAUAUUGUUUUUUGAAAUAGAUCCAAGCAUGGAAAGAGCCAUGAGAGGCGUCAAUGGUCAAUCUGGCAGAGGACGAGGCCAAGGACCUCAAGGACAUAACACGGCUAGAGGUGGGGGAAGGGGAGGAGGAAGUAAUCGUGGCCAUCACGAUGGUGGAAGAGGACGAGAUUUGGCUAUGGGAUCAAGCCACGGUGGCCAUAGAGGGCGGGGCAGAUUCGACGAUGAGGCUAGAGCCCAGAUUGUCAGCUCUAGGCGACCAACCACUCAUCAAAUUGCGAGUGAAGGCACUGACGACAUCAUUGUCGCUGCUCCAGCAGCAGAAAAAGCCCAACACAUAGCAAGCUUCAUCCUUCGUAAGCAAGAUUUUAAGGCCUUCCAUGACCAGCGUCAAAUCCGAACAUUUGUAAACUCAUGCCUUCUCAACCUAUCCAACCAUCACUCAGUCGACACAUCAAAUAUUCUUACAGACCUAUCCUCCCGUCAGGGAUUAGCCAGGCUCAAGGAGCUCAUAUUGAUGCCUAUGCAUGUGGAUGCAGGAUGCGAGAAAAGCGUCCUGUCAUUUCAAUAUGUGAUUCUCCCACUGAUCGGGGUUUUAACUCGGGAAUCUGUUUGCCUAUCAACUAUGACCAGUGAGACUGGCGUCAUUUACUCCAUGGUAUACCUGCAUCACAGGCAGUUUCUGACAGAAGGUGUCCUACCCUGUAUGGAUAAACUCUUGGAACGACGAUCACUCAGAGACUAUAGCGCUGGAGGUCAACGAUUACUUGAGACAGAUGAUUCGAUCUGUCGAGUCGCAUCUCUGCAGUGUGCACUUUUAGCGAUCACACGCCUUGUCUACCAGCUGAUUAAGCGCACUAAAGAUGCAAGAGUUGAGAUGGCAGAGACUGUGAAGAAGUUGAAACGCCAACAAGAGUGUUGUGUUUUAGUCACUGAAAAUUCCUCCGAGAGUCGCUUCACUAAUGAAAUUUUGACAAGAGAGGUCAAUAGGCUCCAAGAAAUCAUCAUUGAUGCACAAGAUAUCACUAUCGAAUCCAUUGAUUCUAUUACAAAUCUUUUGGAAAAGCGAGCAAACAGGGCUCGCGGCCCAAAUAUGGUAAACCUUGCCAUGGCUUAUGAUCCUCCAGGACAUCUCUCCAAGGAUGGACCACGUCAUGACAACGAUAAGACUGAAAUAUCGCAAAUCACCUUGCUUCCGACUAUGAGCGAGAUCAUCUGCUAUCGCCCACCUUUCUUACCUUCAAAUGAUAUUCCGGAUGCGCCACAUUUUAUACCCCCAGGUUGGAGGCGACAAUUGGACAUUCAUUUUCGUCUUUACCGCGAGGAUUUAAUGGAUUCUCUGCGGAAAGGUGUGAUGGGAUUUUUGUCUGCACUGGAAAGGAUUAAAAAAGGCCAAGAAGGACUCUUGCUAAAGCAAAAGGAAUUGCGGAAGCACCUUGACAAUAACGUCAGUCUGAACGUCUAUGGCAAUGUCCAGUUUAUGGGCCUGGCAUGCACCAAACAACUCAGCGGUUCUGUUGAAGUUGCUUUUGCACAACCGCCACAAGUAGUAGACUCUCCCAAGAAACGACGAAUGGAAUUUUGGGAACGAUCGCGUCGCCGACUGAUGAAGGGAGCCCUUGUGUGUAUUGCCCGGCGAAUAGAGGACCGUAUGAAUGAUGAUGGAUUACCGUUUCAAAUGAUUCUGGGAGUUAUUACAAGACGGGAAACAGAUGACCUGGCAAAAGAUGAGAAAUUUGCCCAUAUUCACAUCUCCCUAGCUGAUCCCAUUCAAUACAUCACCAUAAUCAGAUCUACUACUACUCAACCCAGUCAAGAACAGUGGUUCCUUGUUGAGUCUAUGGGUGGUUUCUUCGAAUCGUAUAGACCUAUUCUGAAAGCACUUCAACUCUGUAUGCCAGCCUCCCUUCCCUUUGGAAAGUACAUUGCACCAAGCAAAGCAGACGAAACAGUUAUGCAACAAUCUGGAAAUGUCCUCGUCGACCCGCCGUUGUAUUCUCGGGCCCCAGGAUUCACAUUUGAUCUGUCCGUAGUAUUAAAUGGCCAACAGCAACGGUUGGAUGUGUCUGACCCCAACUCUAUCAUGAACUCUAAGCGUGCCCUACAGAGAUACAGUACUCUCGAUGACACCCAAGCCGAAGCCUUGGUCGAGACUUUAUGUCGGGAGGUAGCAUUGAUCAGCGGACCUCCUGGAACCGGAAAAACUAAGAUUGGUGUUGAUUUGAUGGAAGUUCUUUUACAUAACAAAACCGCCAUGAACUGUGGACCGAUUCUAUGUAUCUGCUACACGAAUCACGCGCUAGACCAAUUCUUGGAGCACUUGCUUGACAAAAAAAUAACGAAAAUCGUUCGAGUAGGAGCUCGGUCUAAGUCUGAAAGACUGGAGGAUUACAAUCUAGAGAGCCUAAUGAAAAGUCGCGAUCGCUCUUUUGGCGUUCGACAGUCCCUUCGUACAGCCCAUGUAGCUUGGGAAAAUGCCUGCGAGAAGGUCAAGAAGCUGGAAAAGGCGCUCCGCUCUGAGGAACUGGAAUGGGAAUAUGUUGAGCCUUACCUUUUUGUAAGCUAUCCUGAUCUGUUUGAGCAAUUUGACAGACAGCCAGGUUACCAAGGGGACGACGAUGAAUUAGCUGAUGAUGGAUUUACAGUUGUAGGAGGAAAGAAAGUUGGUGGAGUGUAUAAGAGAUGGAUCUCUGGAGUUGAUAUCGAAGAUAAAAGGAAAGCGAACGAAAAACUCAUAGAGGAUUUUAGAAGCCAGGUGCAAGCAGGCUCCAACAAGUUUGCUGCGCUUGACUCGAACUUUUCACGACUGAGGCCGCGUGGCCCAAUAUUGCACCAUAUCCCAGACACGAACCGUCCCAUCCAUUUGCUUACAGGCAAUAUAUGGGACAUGUCAUUAAAAGAGCGAGAACGCCUACAAGAGAAAUGGAGGCCAGAGAUACAGGAGGCAAUGGUGCAUGAAUUAUCAAAUCUCUUGCAGCAAAUUGAGAAAGCAGAUCAACUUAAAAGUGAUGCCUUUGAUGACAUUCGUCGGGGUAUUCUCAAAGAAACAGAUGUCAUCGGGAUGACAACCAAUGGAGCGGCCAAGCACCAGACUUUGAUAAGCGCUGUCGCACCCAAAAUUAUCAUCUGUGAGGAGGCAGGGGAGGUCCUAGAAUCACAUAUCCUGGCCACUCUCUCUGUCUCGACUCAACAUUUGAUUCUCAUCGGCGAUCACCUCCAGCUACGCCCUUCCAUUGAGACCUAUAACCUCUCAACGGAGUCUGCGAUUGGACAAAACUAUAAUUUGGAUAAGUCUUUGUUCGAGCGUCUAGUCACUGCGACCAAUCCUCUGCCAAUGUCACAUUUGACUAUUCAGAGACGCAUGCGGCCCGAGAUCUCUAGUCUAAUCAGGAAUACGCUAUACCCGCAUCUAGUAGAUGGAGAGAGAGUUUUCCAAUAUCCUCCUGUUAAUGGUUUAGGUGCAAACCUAUUUUUCAUGGACCAUCAACACGCAGAAGAUAGCAAGGACGAAUACGGUAUGCAAUCCUUCGCCAAUUCAUUUGAAGUCAACAUGAUCGAAGCACUAGCAAAGUACCUCAUCAAAAAUGGAUAUGAUAAACCAGGAGACAUUGCUGUCUUGACACCUUACCUCGGUCAGCUAUCGAAGCUCAGAGAUAAACUCCGACAAAGUUUUAUGCUCAUGAUUGAUGAGCGCGAUCAGGAACAGUUGGAUAUGAAAGACGAAGAAAAGGGAGAAGGGAAUACUACUUCCAGCCUUGGUAUCAAUGAACAUGUUGGUAUCAAAAAAAUUGGAUUACAAAGUCACCUCACCUUGCGUACAAUCGACAAUUACCAGGGAGAAGAGGCAAAGAUUGUGAUCAUAUCUCUUGUUCGCAGCAAUGUCAACGAUAACGGGACUUUGACAGGAUCUAGCUCUAUUGGCUUUCUCAAGUCUCCUAAUCGCACGAACGUCCUUCUCUCGCGAGCUCAGCAUGGGAUGUAUAUCAUUGGCAACGCAGGCCUUAUGGAGAACGCGAAAAAGGGGAUUUGGCCACAAAUAAUGCGAGAAUUGCAACAAUAUGAUCGCAUUGGAGACGGUUUCCCGCUCGUCUGCAAGAACCAUCCGGAGGCUCAAAACAUCGUAACAGAGCCUGAUGGAUUCAAGAUUGUUUCACCCAAUGGAGGCUGCACCUUAUCAUGCGGGAGUAACAUGCCUUGUGGACAUGUCUGCCCCUUACAUUGCCACCCGGACGACAUGGAGCAUUUGCUUGUCAAGUGUUUUGAGGCUUGCCCACGUCUUCAUCCAAUUUGUCAACAUGUAUGCCCGAAGCGAUGCGGCGAAAAAUGUGGCAAUUGUUUGGAGAUAGUAGCACCUCUUGUCCUCCCAUGCGGUCAUAUUUAUGAGCAGCCACGUUGUUGGGAAGCCAAAGACCCCUCAAAGAUUGUCUGCAGAGUCAGAGUCACACGGAAGUUGCCAACUUGCGAGCACGAAAUGACCAUGGAAUGUUAUCGAGACCCAUCGUUGGUUUCGUGCGCUGCGCCUUGCAAAUGUAACCUCCCAUGUGGACAUUCCUGUACUAGGCCAUGCUCAGAGUGCCAGAAGGCCUCCGCUGAUCCCAAGGCCAAGGAAGAUAGACUGCCUGUGCCCGUGGUGGUCGUACGGACCAACCAUGGCAAAUGCCUUACCAAAUGCGGCAAAAAUCAGUUCUGCGGACAUGCGUGCGCAACAAAAUGUCAUAAAGGAACUUCCUGUCCGCCUUGUGGGGAGAGAUGCGAGAUUGCAUGUGAUCACUUCACAUGCAAGGAGAAAUGCGAUAAACCAUGUGCUGCCUGUUGUAAGCGUUGCACUUGGGCUUGUCGCCAUGAAGGUCAAUGCAACAUGCCUUGUGGCGCACCCUGUGAUCGACUUCCCUGCAACAAGCGCUGCGAAAAGGCACUGCAAUGCGGUCAUCGCUGUCCAUCUAUUUGUGGGGAAAAAUGCCCAAGCAAGGAGUUCUGCGUCGAAUGCAAGAACCCAAAGACGAUGGAGAUGAUUGUUGAUGUAAUUAUGCAACAAUCUCUGGAUGAGACCGACGUAAACGAGGAUCCCAUUCUGGUCAUGAAAUGUGGGCACGCUUUGACGGCCUCAAGCCUUGAUGGUAUGAUGGAGAUGCAGAAUUACUAUCGGGUAACUACAGAUCAGAGGACUGGCGAGACGACCUACCUUGACACGAAGAGCCUUCCAGGUGAAGAGGUUGCUCAGGUUGCUUGCACUCUUUGUCGCAAACCUAUCACUGGGAUCUACCGCUAUGGGCGUCGUAUCAAGUAUGCACAGCUGUCUCAGCGAUCAAAAAAGUUUCAGGUACAACAAGCUAAGGCGAUGAAAGAAGCAAAGCAGGGAUUUGAUGUGGCUCAAGCUCGUAUGGAUCAGAAUCGUGAAGAGUUUAUCAAAUCACUCGCAGCACCUGCUUCUCGACUGCAUAAUGACCCUCCACAGCCUAAUGAGCCUCCGCCAGAGACAUCCUGUCUCCUUGGGAAGUACUCUGCUCCCUUGGCUGCGUUUCCAAAUAGCGACGUUGGCGCCAUUGCUAUUUAUGGCAUUUCAGAAGAGCAUGAGAAAGGAUGGCGGAAGUUGAUCGAUGAAACCAUAAGAUCAUUAAAUGGUUUCAAGAAGAUUUAUAAACAAUCUUGUGCAUCACCUACGAAACGGCUGUUUGAUGCUGCAGUCUCCCAUUUGUACCGCAUAAAAACUGCACCUUCUUUCAGCCCAGAAACCGGCUCUGCGAUCCAAGAACAUAUUCCUGAAGGCGCUCAGACUGCUUCAGAUGUGGUCCAGGCCUGUAUUGUAGAAUGUGGCCUUCCUCGGGACGGACACGGCGGCUCAUCAUUUGUAGAUUCGCUGCAGGAAUGCACUAACGCUUUGAUCUUUAUCCUUGGUUCUGCGCUUGCUGUGCUUGAGAAAGUUGGUACCUCAUCAGGCUGGUACUGGUUUAUUGGAGAUUUGAUUCGAUGCGCAAGUCUUCAUGCUAUCAAGUUCAAGGAAGCAGCUUUGAACGGUAAAUAUGAAAGAAGUGUUGCAUACUCCCGCAUUAUGCACAUGGAGUUGAUUUGUAAAAGAGCAGAGUGGUUAGGUCGGAAACCCUUGCCAUCUGAAGAAAACAGUAGGACACAAAGGCUUGAGGAGGCUGACAAACUACAAGCGGAGUUCAUGGAGGAGUAUCAGGAGAUUAAGACUAACUGUCCUCUUGGUAUCCGACCUGAAUGCAAUGAAAAGGCAGAGAGCAUCAUGAAGAAGAUGGUUUUGGCAGUCACGAGCGCGAAAGGUGAAAGUAUCUAUACACCAGUGACAGACGAGGAAAAAAUAGAGCUGAUCAGGGCUGUGGAGCAAACCUUGCAUGGAACAGGACGCUGGUACCGAUGUCCUAAUGGCCAUACAUAUGUAAUUGGGGAGUGUGGAAUGGCGAUGGAGCAAUCGCGUUGCCCUGAAUGUGGAGCAAAUGUCGGAGGAGGGCAUCAUACACUACUUGGCGACAACACCAUUGAUGCAGAGUUUGAGAGAUUGAGAGGUCGUCGUUAGGGGAUAAUAUGGCGAAGAUUAAUCUCUGAGAAUAAUAAUAAUGAUGAUGAUGAUAACACUAAUAAU